Molecule: messenger RNA, 2140 nt
Organism: Gymnogyps californianus (California condor)
Lineage: Eukaryota; Metazoa; Chordata; Aves; Accipitriformes; Cathartidae
Gene: LDLRAD3
Product: low density lipoprotein receptor class A domain containing 3
Exons: 6
Coding region: 1-1044 (347 amino acids)
Biological process (GO): receptor-mediated endocytosis
Cellular component (GO): plasma membrane
Molecular function (GO): protein binding
Source: RefSeq, a predicted model, not a curated record
AUGUGGCUGCUGUGGCUGCUGCUGGGCUCGGCGGAGAGCCAGCUGCUGCCUGGGAAUAACUUCACAAAUGAAUGCAAUAUUCCUGGAAACUUCAUGUGUAGUAACGGGCGCUGUAUCCCAGGGGCCUGGCAGUGUGAUGGGCUGCCGGACUGCUUUGAUGACAGUGAUGAGAAGGAAUGCCCGAAAGCUAAAUCCAAAUGUGGUGCCACAUUCUUCCCCUGCGCUAGCGGGAUCCACUGCAUCAUUGGCCGCUUCCGGUGCAACGGCUUCGAGGACUGUCCCGACGGCAGCGAUGAGGAAAACUGCACAGCAAAUCCCUUGCUUUGCUCUACUGCCCGAUUCCACUGUAAAAAUGGUCUUUGCAUUGACAAAAGCUUUGUGUGCGACAGUCAAAAUAACUGUCAAGACAACAGUGAUGAAGAAAGCUGCGAAAGCCCUCAAGAGGCAGGCAGCGGCCAAGAUUAUGUGACCUCAGAAAAUCAACUGCUUUACUACCCUAGUAUUACCUAUGCUAUCAUUGGUAGCUCUGUCAUUUUCGUACUUGUGGUGGCCUUUCUUGCCUUAGUCCUGCAUCACCAACGGAAACGCAACAAUCUCAUGACCCUGCCAGUGCAUCGACUGCAGCACCCUGUCCUGCUGUCCCGGCUGGUGGUCCUCGAUCACCCGCACCACUGCAGCGUCACCUACAAUGUCAACAAUGGGAUCCAGUACAUGUCCAACCAGGCCUACCACAGGCCAGUGGACCUGGACUCUCCACCAUCCUAUUCAGAGGCUGUGCUUGACCAAAGCAGACCGCCUUGGUUUGACCUUCCUCCACCGCCUUAUUGUUCUGAAUCCCCUAAUCAGCCAGAUCUUCCUCCUUACCGAUCUCGGACAGGAAGCUUGGUGAGCACAGACACGCCCAUGGGAGGAAGCCCUCUGGGCACAGCCGGCAGUUGGACAAGGGACAUCCAUGACCACAUGGAUGGCCACAGAACUCUUCUCGAGAGGACAGCAGAUCAAAGCGAUUCUCUGGUCAACUGCAUUGCUGAAAGAGAAGUGUAACUGCUCCAGUAUUUGGGAUGGGCAGGAAGGCAUUUACUUUUUCAAGUCUGUAUGGAUUAGUCUGCUGUGGCUAAUAGGUUUCAGGGGGACAUGUGCCUGAAUGAUGACUUGGUUUGAAUCCACACUAAGUUGAUAUUUUAAUUCAUUUGAAUGGGCUUGUCAAAGACAGUCAUGAGAGCUAAACCUAGAGUCACAUCAGCUCUCCACAAUAUUUCUGCGAGCAAGUUCCAGUUCAGACUAGUAAGAGAAACAUCAGUGCUGUGUCAAAGAACUGAUGUGAUGUGUUUCUUGGACUAUUUACUGUAUAUGAAUGUAUAUAUGUGCAUGUAUAAUAUAUACAGAUGUUGCACACAAAAACUAUGCUGGAAGGACUCUUGUUUUCAGGCUGCCUCCCAUCCUGUUGACAUGUGAGCUGUUUGUUCUUACUGCCUAACGCCAACUGGUGGUCACUGAAGCACGGGAGGCAGUCUUUCUGCUUGGAGGUCUGAUGCCCAAUGCUAGCCCACUAGCAGUGCUCAAAUGCAGAAAACAUCAUACUUCACCCUUCUCUUCAUGGCCUGGAACAUUCUCACUGUGAAUGUAAUUUUUGAAGUUUAAGCUUGUGAGGAUGCAACAACUCUCUAACUGAGCAAACGAGUUUUUUUUCCCAGAUGCUAGUAUCUAGGCCAAAUUUGCAUGGGUUUUCUCAGGAACACUGCAAAGGUUGGCUUAUCUGUCAGACUUCAAGGCUGAGUACAGAGGCACUGAAGCUUAUCAACAAACCAGCACAAGACUUCUUUUCAAGUGUGGCAAAACAACAUUACUCCAUGUGUUCCUUCUUAAAAAAAAGACACAACCAAACCACAAAACAAAAAAACGCAACCAAAGAAAACCUCAAACUGUUUCAGCUAAAUCUUGAACACCAAAACCAGCCUGAGGCAAACACCCAUCACGGAAAGCUUUAGUGUGAAUGACUAGUUUGUUAUAUUUGUAAAAUAACUGAAAGCAGGUCAUGUCAUGAAAGGUGUUGGGCUUGUUGGCCCUGUCUACAGCGUGUAUACGUACAUGCAUGGAUAUAUAUGUUUAAUACUAUGUGUAUGUAUGUAAGUAGUGUAUU